AUGGCGGCGCCACUGCCGCUCUGCGUGUUCGCGAAACCUCCGCGGCCUGGAAGGGCCAAGACGCGGCUGGCUGCCAGCAUCGGCGACGAUGCUGCUUGCAAGCUUGCCACAGCUUUUAUCAGCGAUUUCAUCUUCAUGGCGUCGAAUCUGAGUUGGGCCUAUCCAGUCUUGGCCACGACGGAAGACGGAAUGGAGCCGUCGAGCUUUCCGUCAGCAGCAUUUCCUUCAGAUGUGCACCCCGCCAGCGUUCCGCGUUGGCGGCAGCCUGAUGGCGAUCUCGGUGCGAAGUUGGAGGGGAUCGUCCGACAGGGCCUCGAGCUUGCCGAGGCAACCAUCUGCCUUGGGGCGGACAGUCCUGGGCGGCCGGCUCAGCGCCUCGAGGACGCGAGGCAAGCCUUGCUGAAGGGCCAUGAUGCAGUGCUGGGGCCUUCUGAAGACGGAGGGUACGACUUGCUGGCUUUAAAGCGCUGCCCUCCGGGGCUGUUGGCUGACUUGCCCUGGAGCCAGCCGACCACCUUCGAAGCCACAAAGAAGCGCUUGGAAGAGCGCGGGCUGCGAGUGGCUGUGCUGUCGAAGUGGUGGGAUGUUGACGAGGUGGAGGACCUCAAGAGGCUCCAGGAGCUUCUUCAAGACGAGGACUUUUCAGCGGAUGACGCUAGUUUAUGUGUAACAGUGUUCUCCUUCACCAAGGUCAUGGCAGAGGAUCAGCUUGCCGCCACGCAUUUGCCGGCUCUCAUGUCUUUCGGCUCGGUUGGGCAGACGGGUCUGCGCCCGACGCCCAUGGCAAUCAAUGCGAUCAGCGGCCCGUUGUCCAAUAGCCAAGAUAAAGGCAGCAGUGCCAAGCGGAAGGAGAUCUCAGAGGUGGCGGAAGAAGCAGCGGAGGAAGCUCCUGGGUACGGUGAUGGCGUAGAGUACUGGAAUAAAAGGUACAGAGGCGAUCCCAAUCCCUUCGAGUGGUUAGAGAGCUUCGCAGAGCUUGAGAGCCUUAUCAAGGAGGCCACGUCAGGUCGGACUGAUGCGUCCGUACUGCACGUGGGCUGCGGGAAUUCCUUGCUGCCCGAAGCGAUGUACGACCACGGCUACAAGGAUGUCACGAACAUCGAUGUGGCCGAGGUAUGUAUCCAGCAAAUGGCAGAAAGGAAUAGGACCCUGCGCCCAGAGCUGAAGUGGUUCGAGAUGGAUGCCACUGAAAUGGGCCUCAUAGAGAGCAGCUUCGACACUGUCAUCGACAAAAGCGUCCUUGAUACGUUUGCAUGUGGUGACAAUGCACCAAAUGUCAUCAACAAAUAUUUGCUGGAGGUCCAAAGAGUGCUGAGACCACGGGGCACGUUUCUCUGUGUCAGCUACGGUGUACCGAACAGCAGGCUGGACUACUUCAAGGGCAAGGGCUUGAACUUCGCCAUCAAGCAGGUGCCCAUCCCAGUGAAGCUUCCAGGUGGCAGCGUGCACUACGCCUACUUGUGUCGAAAGGGGGUCACUGCAAGGUGA
Molecule: messenger RNA, 1488 nt
Organism: Symbiodinium sp. CCMP2592
Lineage: Eukaryota; Dinophyceae; Suessiales; Symbiodiniaceae
Source: the annotation of a GenBank genome assembly